AAUUUAUAAUGAGAUCGAGGUUCUUUAUCCUGAUUCAUUUAAAGGAUUGUAUAGCUUAACUAUGCUGAACAUCUCCGACAAUCGUAUCAGCGUAUUACUCCCAGGAAUAUUUUCACCAAUGAAGUAUAUAAACCAGAUAUACCUUGCAAGAAAUCAAAUAAGUCACCUCAGCGCGGGUAUCUUUACGAAUAUGAAGUACUUAGGAAUACUAGAUCUAUCUGGAAACAACCUUAAGAUCGUCAAAGCAGAACCAUUCGCCGGACUGCAAUUGCAACAAAUUUUGCUUGGAAAUAACCAAAUAUCGCACAUCGAAAACAACGCGCUCAACGACAGCAGCAGUGAACUGAAUCUUAUGUAA
Molecule: messenger RNA, 358 nt
Organism: Actinia tenebrosa (Australian red waratah sea anemone)
Lineage: Eukaryota; Metazoa; Cnidaria; Anthozoa; Actiniaria; Actiniidae
Molecular function (GO): protein binding
Source: RefSeq, a predicted model, not a curated record